AUGAAAGAUCCUGGGAGCUUUACUAUCUCAUGUUCAUUUGACAACCAUUAUUUUGGAAAGGCUUUAUGCGAGGGAGCUAGCAUCAACCUAAUGCCACUGUCUACUUUCAGAAAGUUAGGAAUUAGUCACAUGAAACCUACUGCGGUGACAUUGCAACUAGCAGUUCGAUCCCUGGCUCAACUUGAAGGGCAAAUCAAAGACAACUUAAUUCGUAUGGAUAAAUUCAUUUUUCUGGCUGAUUUUAUCAUACAUGACUAUGAGACAGGCAAGAAGGUUCCCAUAAUCUUGGGACAAACUCUUAUUGAUGUUUAUAAAGGUGAACUGAUCAUGCGACUUAAUGAUGAGCACGCUACCUUUAGUGUUUUUGAAUAUAUUCAAUGCAAGGAUAAAGAAGAAUGCCAUAUUGUCGAUGUGCUAGAUGAUCUAAUUGAGGAAGAUUCAAUGACUAAAGCACAAUACUUUUUAAGGAUUUGCAGUGACAUCUGGUGA
Molecule: messenger RNA, 489 nt
Organism: Gossypium raimondii (Peruvian cotton)
Lineage: Eukaryota; Viridiplantae; Streptophyta; Magnoliopsida; Malvales; Malvaceae
Exons: 1
Coding region: 1-489 (162 amino acids)
Source: RefSeq, a predicted model, not a curated record